This is a messenger RNA of Phycomyces blakesleeanus NRRL 1555(-), 2481 nucleotides long. RefSeq lists its product as hypothetical. The transcript has 11 exons. The coding region runs from base 1 to 2370 and encodes 789 amino acids. The record is from RefSeq and is a predicted model, not a curated record. Lineage: Eukaryota; Fungi; Mucoromycota; Mucoromycetes; Mucorales; Phycomycetaceae.
AUGCCAUCCGCCAUUUAUCAAUCCCCCUCGCCAUCUGACGCACCGCGUUCAGUUACUACAGAAGCCCAAAGGGAUGUAGAAAACACUGUACUCUCCCAGAAUCUCGAAACUCUCACAAACAUUGAUACCAUCAGAGAAAGCCUCAGGCUUCUCGAUGAAGAAGAAACACGCAUCGAUGCAGCACUAGAUGCAAUGCUUUCAAAAGAAACAGAACUUCUUGAUGUUCUUGGCACUCUUGAUGGACUUCGUCCCCAAUUGUCUACACUUCAAUCUAAUUCUUCAACAAUUCUCGAAACUAUUCAAAGAACAUCUGUUUUAGCAGAGAAAAUCAGUGAUAAAGUGAGACAGCUGGAUCAAGAACAGUCAAGAGCAAAAGAAGCGAUAAAAUAUGUCGAGGACGUACAAGAAUUAAAGUAUUGUGUGGCUGGAGUUCAAGAAGCCAUCCGUCGGAAAGAUUAUGACGAGGCAGCUGGAUUGCUUCAACGUGCCUCACGUAUUGACAAAGCCAUACUAGAAGGGUCUCUGGCAGAAUUCACAGUACCAAACUCUGAAAAUCCUGAUCACCCAGCCAAAACUCUCGCAGAUGCCAAAGCCAGUCUAUUCAAAAUAUUCUCUCAAAGAUUUGAUGAUGCUGUGGCUCAACGAAACGAAGCCGAUAUUACGCGCUAUUUUAAGCUGUUCCCUCUAAUUCACUGUCAAACCGAAGGACUCGACAAAUAUUCACGCUUUGUUUGCAAUAUUAUCAAAGCACGCUGUGCAGAGGAACUUCGAAUUGGUGAAACGGCCGCACCAAUUUAUUUUGCAGAUGCCAUGACAAGAUUAUUUGAGAAUAUUGCGGUCUUAAUAGAUCAACACCAACCGUUUGUUGAGAAGCAUUACGGAAGUGGAAAAAUGCUUAGAGUACUUCAACGACUCCAGGAAGAAGCAGAUAUACAGAGUGGAAAUAUCCUCGAUCGUCUGCUACAAACACGCAAGUUAGAAUCAAAGUUAGUAGAGAUCCAAAGCAUUUCUAUUACAAAAAUGCGUUUAAACAAUGUAAACCGAUCAGCAAAUACACUGGCUACACAAUCUCCUAUGAUGAGUGAUACCACGCAAUCGCUUGUCGAUCCUCGGCAACUGGAUAUAAGCCUGCUUGAGCUAUCCCUUAUCAGUCAGCGCAGUGCCCUGUUUCAUAGUUUCAUUCAUGAAAGAGCAACUGAAGAGAUGGAAACCAUGGCAGAUGAUGAAAAACAACAGGAUAUUAUAAUGAAUGGAAAAGAUAAGCGGUUUUAUGGAGAUAAUGGUCUUCUGCUGUCUUCUGGGUUGACUAAACGCGUUAAAGAGUUGAUGAACAUCUAUCUUGUGAUUGAUGAGUAUUUAUUAAAGGGGAACAUUGAAAAGGCCAUGCAACUCGAUGAUUAUGAUCCGGCUGUUGGUCCUACAUCAACAUGUGUAGACGACGUAUUUUUUAUUCUUAAAAAAGUAUUAAAACGUAGUAUCACUACGAGUGAGCCAGAGGUUGUUAGCGCAACUAUGCGCGUUGUUCUUAAAACACUUGACACUGGAUACAUCCAAGUACUUCAAAGAAAGAUGGCUACAACAUUCUCUGGUCAUGAAUCUGGAAGUCGCAAUGCAGAAAAACUGCUCGAACAAGCCAAGAUAACAUACAUGGUUGUCCUCAACAACAUGAAUGUCAGUGCCGACUACACCUUGAGAUUAGUAGAAGAGCUAAGAACUGAGACAAAGGCAGUCAUAUGGAAAAAUACAAAAGAAGACAUGGAAAAUGUUGAAAAAGCGUUGGAAGAUCUCGGGUCUAUCACAGAUAAGUUUCAAAGACUUUUGAAGGGUGGCAUGGAGCAACUUAUGAUACAGAUCCUCAAACCUAGAGUACGACCUUUAUUCCAGGAAGCUUACCGUGAGGUCAAGUAUGUGUUGGAAGAAGAAGAGUACAACGAGGCAGAUUCAGAAGAUAUGUUUUUCAAGCGAUUCCGUUAUGGGUUUGAUAAUCUUAUCAAGCUCUACCGCAAUACCUUGACCACUGCCAACUUCUCUACAUUGGCUGGAUUAGUUUUGGACGCAACUACCCUUCAAUGGGAAAGAAUUGUUUCUCAAACUCGGUUCAAUCAAUAUGGUGCAUUGCGUUUUGAUAAAGAUUUAAGAUCUGUAAUUCAAUAUUUCACAUCUAUGAUUGAGUGGCUUUCACGAGAUCGCUUUACAAGACUGAAUCAGAUGUCUACUCUACUAAACUUUGAAGAGCCCACUGAAAUAUACGAAUACUGGGGGUCCAAAGCUGGACCGGUCAGUUGGCGUCUUACUGUUACUGAAGUGAAACAGAUUCUAGCCCUCAGAUUGGAUUUUGACUCUGAAGAAAUCGACGGACUUUCUCUCUAACGUUUAAUACUAUUAAAAAGGAAUAAUAUAAACAUUGCAAAAUUCACCUUAGGGAAACUAAAAAAAAAGAUAUAUAUUUUGCACUAUGGAAUACAAGUAACAAUUUUUCAU